AUGGACGCUCCCACCGCCCUCUUUCUGCCGUCCCCUCCCCCGCUCGACAACACCUUCGGCGCCUUCUUGCUGGGGACAUUUCUAGGCCUCGUGCUGUAUGGAGUCACCAUCCACCAGGCGUACAGAUACAUCCGACUGUAUCACAAUGACGGCAUCUUGGUCAAAGUGUUUGUGGUUUGUAUCUUUGUCGUAGAAACGCUGCAGAUUUCAACGUGCAUGCACACCUGUUACUUCUAUCUGGUUACCAACUACUUCGACCCUCAAGCUCUCGCACGCGGCGUGUGGUCUAUCCAGGCCCAAUCUGUCAUCUGCGCACUCGAGGUAUUCCUCUCGCAAAGCUUCUUUGCACGGAGAGUGUAUCUGGUCAGGCCGCAGUAUAAAGUGGUCGUCGCGCUCGCGGUCUCGUUCUCCAUAGUCGCGCUCGCCUUCGGUACAGCAACAACUGUUCAAGGCAUCAAAAUCCACACAUUCACAAGAUUCCAACACUACACCUGGAUGGACUCGGUGGCGUUCGCGGCGGCGGUCGCCUCGGACGCGCUCACAACUGGGGUCCUCAUCUACGUCCUGAAAGCUAGCCGCACGGGUUUCAAGAAGACCGACCAUAUCAUUGACCGGCUGACGCUAUACGCGGUCAAUACUGGAUUUUUGACGGGGGUAUUUGAUCUUCUUGCCUUGAUAUUCGCCGUAGUUUACCCCGACAACCUUGUAUACUUCGCCUUCUCGAUCGUCGCGACUAAAGUCUACGCCAAUUCGCUCCUAGCCGUACUCAACACGCGCCACUCCGGCGCCGAGGGAAGAGACCCGGGGAGUACCAUCGGUAUACAUGCCGUAUCGACGCACAACGAGACGCGCGUGACUGUGGCCGGAAUGUGGAACGCGCAGCAGAUGCCCAAGAACCACUCCGAGACGGCGAUAGAGCUCAAGACCAGCGACACGAGCUCCGUGUGA
Molecule: messenger RNA, 948 nt
Organism: Trametes versicolor FP-101664 SS1
Lineage: Eukaryota; Fungi; Basidiomycota; Agaricomycetes; Polyporales; Polyporaceae
Exons: 22
Coding region: 1-948 (315 amino acids)
Source: RefSeq, a predicted model, not a curated record